AUGCCCGACGCGGAGACGCGGAGCAACGACCCUAGCAAUGAUGCUGAUUCUACGCGUGGGGCGUGCAGCCCAACUAAUCAAACGGGUAAUACCACGGCUGGCGGACUAUCCAACUUCUCUGCGGCGUAUCCCGACUCAGCGAAACACGUGUUCGCCCGAACAAAGGACGAGGAAACCGUGAACAUGGCUCUUGUGAAUUUCCUCGACAUGUUGAGCUAUUAUUGCAAGGAAGCAAGGAAUCUGCGGUGGGAUCCGCAUAGACAAAGUAUGACCGUCAAGCUGGGAAAUGCUACGAUUGUAGCAAAGACAGAUGGCCGCUUGUCCAAACGAGAAACACCAAGUGACAGUCAGAACUCCGCCAUUGUUGAAGUCAAACCGUUCAUCUUGCUCGAGAACGCCCAAAAGACCCUCAUGCAAAUGGGAACCGAGAGCAUGGAUCGGCCAACCUAUCAAUGA
Molecule: messenger RNA, 456 nt
Organism: Aspergillus udagawae
Lineage: Eukaryota; Fungi; Ascomycota; Eurotiomycetes; Eurotiales; Aspergillaceae
Exons: 1
Coding region: 1-456 (151 amino acids)
Source: RefSeq, a predicted model, not a curated record